This is a messenger RNA of Schistocerca gregaria, 2061 nucleotides long. It is a transcript of the gene Rab5, whose product is annotated as ras-related protein Rab-5C. The transcript has 6 exons. The record is from RefSeq and is a predicted model, not a curated record. NCBI's taxonomy places the organism in Eukaryota, Metazoa, Arthropoda, Insecta, Orthoptera, Acrididae. The coding region runs from base 422 to 1066 and encodes 214 amino acids. Gene Ontology annotation, molecular function: GTP binding; GTPase activity.
CGGAGUAAGUCUUCUUCCGGUUUGUGAUAUCGCAAAAUAGUCCCCCACAUAUUUUAAUUUUCGUUAUAGUCAAAUGUUCUUUUGGAGUCCAAUAUUAGUCAUAAGUAAUUUUACCUUCAACAGUGGUUCUUUUUCCUAAAACACUUUGCGUUCGUUAGACGUUUUUGAUAGUAUUAGAGUCUAUGAAUGUAGUUCACUUUUGUGAUGUGGCUAUGGUAGGGGGUGUUUCGAUGCUGGAAGGUGCGAUAGGGCUGUGAGAAAGUCGCCCAUGCUCAACCAUAUAUUCAGCAGUCUUAGUGGCUAAUUAGUUGUUGGUUGUGUAGUUUGUUUUGGCAUUCCAUCGUAUCGGCUCUGAAUCUCCGUUUUGUAGUGUAUUAUAAUCGAUCAGUGGACAUUGUGUGUAGUUUGAAAGGGCUCUGUCAUGGCCAGUCGCGGUGGGGCCCAGAGGCCAAAUGGAUCAACGCAAGGAAAGGUCUGUCAAUUUAAACUUGUUCUUCUUGGUGAAUCUGCUGUUGGGAAAUCGAGUUUAGUCCUCAGGUUUGUUAAAGGGCAAUUCCACGAAUAUCAGGAAAGCACAAUAGGAGCUGCAUUUCUAACGCAGACUGUUUGUCUGGAAGACACGACAGUGAAAUUUGAGAUAUGGGAUACAGCUGGUCAAGAGAGAUACCACAGUUUAGCACCCAUGUACUACAGAGGUGCACAGGCUGCAAUUGUUGUUUAUGAUAUAACAAACCAGGAUACAUUUGCAAGAGCAAAAACGUGGGUGAAAGAGCUUCAGAGACAAGCAUCACCAAAUAUUGUGAUUGCUUUGGCUGGAAACAAGUCUGACCUUGCUAACAAGAGAGUGGUGGAACAUGAUGAUGCGCAAGGAUAUGCAGAAGAAAAUGGCCUUUUGUUCAUGGAAACAUCUGCUAAGACUGCAAUGAAUGUGAAUGAGAUCUUCCUAGCAAUUGCCAAGAAACUUCCAAAGAAUGAGCAAGUAACAGGUGCAGGCACUAGUGGACAAGGGCGCAGACUUGUGGAGUCAGAAGGGCAGCAGAAAGCACCUGGAAAUUGCUGCAAGUGAUCCAUUCCACCUCUCACUUACAGUUUUUCAUCUUAUUCAAGUCAAGUUUGUUCCAUUAUUAGCUGGGAGGUGGUUAUCCAACUGGCUUCUCUAAUCCAGUCUGGUCAUCUUGCAUUUCUGUGGCUGGAAACAUUCCUGGCAGUCAGAACAGAGAACCAUCACAUGUGGAAAGGACUCCUAUUAUGAAUUGAUUCCCAUAAAAAAUAAAUGAACAUUGGCAGUUAUAGGUAAUGUGGAAGUGUACAUUUGUAAUAAUAUACUCUUAUCAAGCACUGUGAAUAUAAAAUGAACAGUUGCAAUGCUGUGCAAUUUGGAAAAAUGUUAAUACCAGUGUUGUCUGCUUGUAGGGUCUAUGUAGCAGUUGGUAUUUUGUAAAAAAAUUGUUUCAGCUUGUAAGCAAAUGUUAAUACAUAUGUAUCACAUUGGCCAUUAUGUUAUCUGAUUCAUCAGAUUGAUUAUACUUACUUGAAACCUAUUUUAUUAUGCAGAAAAUUGUAGUGCAGUUUUUAUGUGAAAGUGUCUUGGAUAAAUUAUUGCAAUCAUUUUUCUUAUAUAUCAGAAAUGAGUUUCUAACAUAUUUACUAUAUAUAUAUAUAUAUGCAUAUAUUAUAAAGAAUAGAUAUCUACAGAUGAAAUUUAUUUAGAUGUACAAAUACUGUAUUGCCCUGGUGAAUGUAAAUUUUAUUCUGCCCUUUACAUAAUUUAAAAGUAUCAAAAUGGUGGCUACAUAUAGAUUCCAGAGCUCAGUGUUAUACUAAAUGGUUUAAUGUUUAAACAUGCUGCUUCCUGUAAGUGCAGGAAGAAUAUUGUACAGAAUUAUGUGGAUAGCUUAUAUUUAUGAAGAAUGUUCAUAGUUGGUAUUGUAUAAACAAGAUGGCAGUUGAUUCUUUUGUCUGGCCAUAGAAAAAGCAUUUUAAGUUUAUUUAGAAUCUUAUUUGUACAUAAAUUGUGAACUUGGAAAAGUUACUGGGAGGGCAAUAAAGCUCUUUGUCUAA